Lasiosphaeria miniovina is the source of this 1252-nucleotide messenger RNA. RefSeq lists its product as uncharacterized. Lineage: Eukaryota; Fungi; Ascomycota; Sordariomycetes; Sordariales; Lasiosphaeriaceae. The record is from RefSeq and is a predicted model, not a curated record. The transcript has a single exon. The coding region runs from base 125 to 820 and encodes 231 amino acids.
CGGCAUCCGAUCGAUACGUCUCCCAGAUCUCCACCAAUCAGACAUCGAAGAUAAGGUUAAGCUCGUGAGAUCGGCUCGCUCUGGUUCCGCAUCGUCUCUAGGUGCUGGCGAUCAGGUGUCUCGAAUGUUGGAGUGGCUCUGGGACGCAGCCGUUCGCCCGAUUCUAGGUGAGCUGGGGUUUUUGGAACCUCCAUCAGACGACAGCUGGCCUCGGGUCUGGUGGAUCCCGACUGGUCCGCUGAGCUUGCUACCGCUGCACGCGGCCGGCCGCCCGUUCCCACACUCCACGGAGUCGGCGCUGGACAGGGUGGUAUCAUCCUAUAGCUCCUCCGUCAAGGCACUUCUGUACAGCCGCCAGAACUCGCAGAAUAAGGAUCUCGACUUCGUGUCCGGAGAGGCCUUGCUCGUGUCGAUGCACACAACUCCGACAUAUUCCGACCUUGUGUUUGCCGAAGAGGAGGUGAAGAAGAUGGCCGAUAUUCUCCCGGACUCCAUUCGAAAGGUGACGUUGAAUCGGCCCUCCAGAGACGAUGUUAUGGCGGGCCUGAACACGUGCACCAUAUUUCAUUUUGCCGGCCAUGGCGAGUCGCACCCUCCGCAGCACCCGAAAACGCCAGCGGUCUGCCUUCGCAAUACGCGAAUCGAGCCCAAAGUACGCUUUCAUCCCGGUGGGAGAGAUCUCCUAAGGCCCACUGCUAACUCGUGUCAGUUGAGGACUACCCAACCGGGUAUUCCCGGUUCUCGGCGCUUAUCGCAUCUCAUCCUUCAUUCCAUCUCUGUCGCUGCUUCGCAAAUCUACGCGCACGCCUGCUCCUGCUGAAGCAAGAUAGACUGUCUAUGCUGGAGGAGCGGCUGGAAGGGAUCGACCGACAAGAGACUGUCCCCUUACGCCUCGGGUGCAGUCGGAGGGAUAAUAAUAGCGAAAGGAUAUCUAUUGUCUCCGAUAUCGAGAAAACCCUGGCUGAAUAUGGUUAGGCGCUUUCUGUCUUAUUCUCUGGGGGGUGAUCUUGCUGAUUCAUAGUAGAUGAGCUGAUAGAGAGGAAUCACCGGAUUCUUAGUCUCGAGGCCGCAAAGCCAAGAGAUAUAUUCAAUUUGCAAAAUUGGGUUAACGGGAACGGCUACAUGGCUAGGAAAGAGACUGCAUACCUGACAUCCCACGAAGUGCUUAGCGUAGCCGCACCGGACGACUAUGCCGUCUCAUGGUUGGAGACGCUAGUCGAAGGUGGCCUCGUUCGUCUCUGCGACUACUGCG